Molecule: messenger RNA, 2228 nt
Organism: Stylophora pistillata
Lineage: Eukaryota; Metazoa; Cnidaria; Anthozoa; Scleractinia; Pocilloporidae
Molecular function (GO): calcium ion binding
Source: RefSeq, a predicted model, not a curated record
GACAGCAGCAGAACUGUUGGUCACCUCGAGAGUAACGAAACACGAUAAAAGAAACAGAAGCUCUGCCAGUUUCUGAAAGCCGGGUUUCUCCAAAAUGAAUGGUGAAGUUGUGAUCAUGCCCCUUGCAGUUGCUGCUCUUUGGAAGAUAUUUUUCGUUUCUCACGUCUUUGCGCAAGAAAAGUGUAGAAUUUUGGAGUUUGUUCAACCCGAGGAAGACAAUUACCUCGAAAAUCAUGUCAUUAAGUCCUUUCUGGUUGAUAACAAAGAUCAGUGUGAAGUGAGGUGUUAUGCUGAGGACUCCUGUUUAUCCUUCAAUCUUGGAAUCUCAGAGACCAAGGGCAAAUUUAAAUGUGAACUCAGCGACUCCGAUCACUUCCAACAUCCUGAACAUCUCAUUUGUAGGGAAGGCUUCUCCUAUCAUCCAACCAUGAAGUUAUGUGGCACUUCUCCCUGUCCCCCAGCUGCUUCAUGUGUACCCGAUAUUCACGGAAAACUCCGCUGCGUUUGUCCUGCUAGUUGGACUCGAACUGAAAGCUGCGAAAGAGAUGAGGACGAAUGUUCCUCUGGAUCGCAUGGCUGUUCAGCGGACGCUUACUGCAACGACACUGUGGGCUCAUUUACCUGCACUUGUAAAGCUGGAUUUUCAGGAGAUGGCAAAGAGUGCAAUAAUGAGGACGAAUGUUCCUUUGGAACGCAUAACUGCUCUGCGGACGCGUACUGCAACGACACUGUGGGCUCAUUUACUUGCACUUGUAAAGCUGGAUUUUCGGGAGAUGGCAAGGAGUGUAGUAAUAUCAAUGAAUGUGAAACCGGAAGUGCCGAAUGUCACGUGAAUGCCACUUGCAACGACAUUAUUGGGAGCUACAUAUGUAAAUGUAGGGACAAUGUGGUCGGAGAUGGAUUCUUAUGCGUGGGAUUCCCUUUUCAUUUUGCACUCAACGGGUCUGAUCCAAAUAUAAGUUUGUACAUUGGUGCUUCAUAUCGAAAUGUUGAUGGCAGGACAGUACUGUACUUGAAUGGAACCCAGCGUGCCUACGCAGAAACCCCAGCACUCCCGAUCCGAGCUAUCAGCUUUAGUAUCAUGUGUUGGAUUAAGGCUUUAAGUUCUCCAAGUCAUCCCUCUGUACAUCAUAUCUAUUCUGACUGGUCAGAACCACAUCAGUUCAGAAUCUAUAUUUCUGAAUCUCGAGAAAUUUGUGUUAAUCUUCGGGAUCCUCAAAGACGUGAUAUGAUUGAUUACUGUCACCGAGAAAUCAUCCCCAAUAAAUGGAUGCACGUGGCUUUCACUUGGAGCCGAGAUAGAAAAGAGGGAAUUCUGUACAUAAAUGGAAUUGGAAAUGGUAAGAAGAGAAGUUCUAAUGUUCAUUCGGACUUGAUCAAAAAUGAACAUAAAGUUUUCGACAUUGGGCUGAAACGAGAUAGCAUGGAUUAUCCGACUUUUAAUGGGUACAUGAGAGAUCUUCUGGUUGUUAAUAAAGCGCUAUCUGAAGAUGAAGUGAAGCACUUAAUAGAUAUACUUUGAGGGAGAGCACUUGGCGUGAGGACCCCAAGGAGACUGCGGCAGCACGGGGCAACAGAACUUUCUAGGUGCUGAGAUGUUUGGCCAUUACAGAUCGCUUGAAAUGAAAUCUUCAGGAGGUGUGAUGCUUUCUCGUUAUGAAAAUGGAAAGUGCAGAUUAGCUUGAACGUAACAAUCUUUUAAAGAAAACGAUCCCUUGGAUAUCAUUACGUGGACAAGAAAACAAAGAGGCAUAAAACUCCUUCGACAAGCCCUAAGGCGGAAACCAAAACAGGUGGAAUGGAAAACGUGGAGCGAGUCGAGCGGAAGAAUUUAUUUUAAGUUGAAGCUGCUAUACGGUACAGGCUUCAUUUUUUUAAUCUCUGAUAAUGCGUGACUCACACGUAGUUUUAUCUGUCUUGACUGCGAGAAAAAUCGCUCAUUCGUCAGUGACCAUGUACUUCUGCUUAAAAGAAUUUCAACGAAUUAUCUAUAACCGUAUCUAAUUGGCUAACUUCGGGUUUUUAUGCAGCGUCAAAGAAACGCUUAAUGACAGUAAGUUCUAAAUUUUCGGUCCACCUUUCGAAUGCUAAUAAUAAUUAAUUCAGAGCACGAAGAGAUUAUAAACUAUCUCUUGUUCAUCGACACACAGAGGCAUAAUUCAACAAAAAUUCGCACCUUUUUGCUUAUCAUUACUAGCUUAUCAUUGAUGUUUUCAUUUUCUCCUAAA